AUGAGAGUUUCUCGAGAGUUGGCGGCGGUGGCGGUGUGGAUGGGGCUUGCGGGCGUGCUGGCGGGGCUGGUGGCGUGGACGGUGCAGAAGAACUUCGACGACAAUCGCAAGGCGGAGCUCGACACCUGGUGCGCCGGUCGCGCGCGCUCGCUGCAGCAGCAGUUCAUGCAGACCGCGGACCACGUGCAGGUAGACGCGCCGACACGUGCAGCGCGACUGCCGCUCCACCCCUCUGCCGUCUUUCAUCCACCCAUCUCCCCAUACUCGUCUUUCCCUCACCCACCUCUAUCUUCUCUCAGCUGUCUUCCCCUCACCGACCUCCCACAACCCAUCUCCCUUCACCCAUCUUCCCCCCACCUAUCUCCCCCAGCCAUCUUCUUCUCCCCACUUAUCUUCCUGCCCACUUUUCCUCCCACCUAUUCUCCCCCAACCCUACGCACCCAUCUUCACCCAUCUCUCCCGCCAUCCUUCGCACUGGCAGGGCUUUUGACAGUGUUUGGUGGGGUGCGGGAGAACCCGUGGGGCGUGGCGGGGUGCAUGAGCCAGGAGCAGUACGCGCAGUACGUGCACGCCACUGUGGCCGCGAGGCCCUGGGUGCAUGCUGUCAUCUACCUCCUCCUCCUCAACCAUACCGACAGGGCGGUGUAUGAGGAGCAGAUGCGGUGCAGAGUGGUGGACUUCAUGGACCGCGCGCGCCCCCCAGCGGGCUGGUACAUGCCCAUGCGCUACUGGUACAGCGAGGUCCCCCUCGCCACCAUGCUCGCCGGCACGCCCUGCAAGGACGCGCGCACCAACCCCUCGUACGGCCCGCAGCUGGGCGGCAUGGUGGAGAAGGUGGACCGCUGGCUCACCACGCCGUACGUGCUCGACAAUGGCAACGCUGGCAUCGGCAUGACGUUUCCGCUCUUCCGAGCCGGCGUGUCUACGGGGUCGGCCUUGGCAGAGCGGCAGAGCGCGUUGAUCGGAGCCAUGGGGGCGUCGGUGGACUUGAAGCGCCUCGCCAGCGCCAUCAUCCUGGACGUGCUGCAGGACGUGAACUACAUGCUUGAGAUCUACGACAUCACAGACACCUUGGCAUCGCCCCCGUCAUGCCCGCGCCUGCUGUACGGCGUGGGCGACUUGCCGCAAGGCGACCCGAAGCAGGUGUCCAAGGUCAUUCCGCCCUCCACCGCCGCCAUGCUGCAGCCGUACCGCCACAAGGCCGUGCACCCACUCAACCUCACCGACCCAUCUCGCACCUUCCAAGUCUGGUGCCGCUUCGCAGGGGCAGACGAGGCACGCAGUUGGGUGGCGGUCGUGCUGGGCGUGGUGAUAGUGGUGGUGGCGGCACUGCUGGUGGGCAUUGCAGUGAGCGUGGUGCGCAACACACGGCGGGCGAGGAGGAAGACGGCGGUGGUGGAGGGCUUGAAGGAGAGCACGCAGCACAAGGAGCACAACAAGAGCGCCUUCAUCGCCACCACCUCGCACGAGCUGCGCACGCCCAUCAUCGGGAUGAAGGGCAUGCUAGAGCAGCUGGCGGAGGGGCACACAGAGGGGGAGAUGGAGGAGGACGUGUGGACAGCAGUGGAGGAGGCGGAGCGGGUGCUGCUGCUGGUGAACACGGUGCUUGACAUCUCCAAGGUGGAGGCGGGGCACAUGCAGCUCGAGCGACUGCCCUUUGACCCGCGUGCCUGGCUGCUGGGCGCCCUGCAGCAGCACGGCGCCAGAGCUGCUGAAGCCGGGCUGCAGUUCACGUGGCAUGUGGAUACGAGUGUGCCCGAGGUGCUGGAGGGGGACUACAUGCGCCUGCAGCAAGUGCUGGACAGCAUCGUGGACAAUGCCAUCAAGUUCACGAGCAGUGGAGGCGUGUGUGUGCGGCUGCAGUGCCUUCCCCCCGACACCCACAUCCCCACCCACCUGCUCUCCCUCGGCUGCCUCCUUGCUGACGCCACCCCCUGCUGCCCCCCUGCUGCUGUUGCUACUGCUAAUGGCACCAGUGCUGCAACCGCCACUCCUGAGGUUGCGCCGUGCAAUGGUGCUGAGGAGCUUGUAGUGCCUUGCUUUGGGCAGCACAUGGGGCAUGGGCGGCUUGCGUGGGCAGCAGUGAGACAAUGCUGUGAGCAGGCCCAUGCUGCCACCCAUCAGAGACACCUGCAGGCAGCGAGAUGA
Molecule: messenger RNA, 2148 nt
Organism: Closterium sp. Naga37s-1
Lineage: Eukaryota; Viridiplantae; Streptophyta; Zygnematophyceae; Desmidiales; Closteriaceae
Source: the annotation of a GenBank genome assembly